This is a messenger RNA of Sitophilus oryzae (rice weevil), 5096 nucleotides long. RefSeq names its product enhancer of polycomb homolog 1 (gene E(Pc)). The transcript has 12 exons. Gene Ontology annotation, cellular component: piccolo histone acetyltransferase complex. Gene Ontology annotation, biological process: regulation of transcription by RNA polymerase II. Bases 567 to 2990 code for a protein of 807 amino acids. The record is from RefSeq and is a predicted model, not a curated record. NCBI's taxonomy places the organism in Eukaryota, Metazoa, Arthropoda, Insecta, Coleoptera, Curculionidae.
UUCUCUUGUGCUAGAAUGAUUCGCCUGUCCUAAUAAAUGGAUAUUUUUUUGAAUUUGGGAAAAUUUGUCAUCAGCACAGUACAAGCCGACGCACUCGUUUAGUCAGUCUAGUGUCUUUCGACCAGAAACUGCCAGAAAUAAUCAUACUAUAUAUUCAGUUAUUAAUUAAUUUUAAUAUUGCUGCACAAUUUUUAAUCUGAAAAUUUACAAGAUAGUCUGAGGUACUUUCUAUAAAAAAUAUGUGAAGCGUGUUUUGGAUAUUGAAUGAAUGAAAGACUGAGGGAACCUGCGUACGACGCAUUCGCGCAGAACACGUUCCUCGUAAAUUUAUAUGGCUCCAUGGCAGAGCCGCCAUGAUGGCUUAUUGUAUUACACGCUCGACAUGGAAAGUUUCGAAGUUGUUUUAUUGUAUUUGUGACUGAGUGUGUGUAAAUAAUCAAGAUGGGAACGCAUUAAAGAACACGUAUCGUCGUUUAGUGCCCGACUCGGACGGUCCGAGCGGCGAAAAUCCCGCAUUUAGCUGUUUUUAUGUUGGCCUCGUCGCGCGCUUCGAUCCGUCAACAAAUAUGUCCAAGCUUUCCUUCAGGGCGAGGGCCCUGGACGCAAGCAAGCCCAUGCCCAUUUACAUGGCCGAGGAGCUCCCGGACCUUCCGGAUUUCUCGGCAAUUAACAGGGCUGUGCCCCAGAUGCCCUCCGGAAUGCAGAAGGAGGAGGAAUGCGAACACCACUUGCAAAGGGCCAUAUGCGCUGGCCUCAUCAUUCCCACUCCUGAAGUUACAGACGUGCCCCUCAAGGACUUCUACGAUAUGGUUUGUCCAUCAAACUACAAACAACCCCGUCAACUUAUUCACAUGCAACCACUUACUAUGGAACAAGAUAUACCUGAUUAUGACAUGGACUCUGACGAUGAGAGAUGGUUGCAGGCACAAAAACCUAGACUUGACUUAAGCCCCCUUAAGUUUGAAGAGAUGAUGGAUAGGUUGGAAAAGAGCAGCGGACAGACUGUAGUAAAGUUAACUGAAGCACAAGCCCUUUUAAAGGAAGACCGUGAACUCACAAUUGCAGUUUUUGAUUAUUGGCUGAACAAAAGACUUAAAAUGCAACAUCCCUUGAUAUUAUCAGUUCGUACUGAACACAGAGCAGGUUUAGCAGAUAACAACCCUUAUCUGGCCUUCAGAAGACGUACAGAAAAGAUGCAAACAAGAAAAAAUCGUAAAAACGACGAAGUUUCAUAUGAGAAGAUGUUAAAACUCAAAAGGGACCUAGUAAGGGCUGUCACUCUGUUAGAUCUGGUGAAAAGACGGGAAAAAUGCAAGAGGGAGUUUGUUCAUCUUACAGUGGAAGUGUUUGAGAAGCGGUUUCAGGUGCGGGACUUUAGUGGAGCUCUGGCAGCGGAGGCUGCGGCGCUUAAAGCGGCGUCCGCGCCUCAACGGCCAGCUUUUACGCCUAUUUUUCAUAAUCAUUACACAAACCAGAGUUGGGCAGAUACAGUGGCUACGCAGGCUCAAGUUGCAGGGCAGGCAACUAAAUCAGCUUUAAAAGAUGAGAUUUUACCACCACGUGGAAAACGUCAAUACAAGAAGAGGAAGCACAAAUAUUUGGGCGGCCGCGGCGAUGGCCUAUCUUCAGACGAGGAUGGUUCUUUGGGGGGUAUGGGCAGAAGCGGUACCCCAGAGCAAGACGAACAAGAUGAUGGACCCUUUGCAUUCAGAAGGAACAGACUCUGUUCCUAUCACAUGCCCUUACCUACGAUGGGCAAUUGGCCUUGGUGCUCGUCUGAAGACAACGGCACUGCGGACAAACGGUUUCGGUUCACACUAACCUCACUGUCCAACCCUCGAAGGUGUAUAGGAUUUGCUAGACGAAGGGUUGGUAGAGGGGGUAGGAUUAUAUUAGACAGGGUGUCUACCGAUUACGACGAUUUCUGGCGAGGGUUAGAUUUCUCCAUUAUCGAACCUACAACGACAGUACCAGCCGUCGUUAAGCAAGAGACCGUGACUAUAGAUGCAGAACCUGCGCCUGAUCCUUUGAGAUUGAGUUCGGGUAUUUUUUCUGGUUCGGACGGACAGUGGAGUGACAGUAUGGCCGCGAGUAACCGCGACGGCUUGUCUUUCGUUAGUAGUGACAGUGGUGUUGGGAGCGGCGAUUUGUCGAAGGUCAAGGCGGACGAGACAAAGGAAGACAACGCUGUGGAGUUCCUCAGGGCUCUCAGGAGGGAUUGGUUGCACUUUCGGCCUAAAACGCCGCCUCCCGACUACGCCCCGCCCGUUGACCUGCUCCCGCCCCCGUCGCCGCCGUUCUCUCACGACCAGCUGCCACCUUUCCAUGUGGAGGUCCGGCCCCUGGACUCUCAAAGCGACAGCGGGCUACUUCUAGACCACACCCCCUUUAUUUCUGAACUGUUCGAAUUGGAUAGGCGGUGGAUGGAGGGCAUGGUUUCUAGUCAGGGUCCGCCCGCGCAGUUGUUCGAGGUGAGCAACGACAGGACAGAUGACGAAGGUGGUGGGGCCUGUAGUAGCAAGACAGUCGGCGUAUCAACAUUUACGUUGAGGGACGCGGGCGGGGAGAUGGCAGUCACAAACUGUUGUGAACUGGAGGAAGAGAGGGAUGAUGAAUGUAUGGAAUUAGAGAAAUCGGAUGAGGUCGUGGAAGAGGAGGGGGAGGGGUUUGACAGGGAGGUGGGGAAUUCAAAUGGGAUCAUACAGCAGAUUGGGUUCUCUGCCGAAGUUCCAAAUUCUAACCGGCUAAGAAACAACAAACGUCCCUCAUACACAUACGGAGUCCCCCCAGUCAGUCUGCUUACAUCAGCACAAUCUGUUACGCUUAAUAGUCAUAGUGCCAACAAUAUUCUAGAGAUCCCCCUGACGGCCGCUGUGGACGUCGAGGUCGAAGACGGAGCUCCGGCGCAGGGGAGUACAGGAAGCGCCCCCAAAACACCCAACGGCGGCGUCAGGAACAACAAAAGCGGCCUGGUGAUGGAGGUGACGUGAUGUCCCGUCAAUGGGACGGCUGAGAAAGGUUAGUCCCCGCCCCCUAACAGCAAGAGGAGUGGCUAAAGUGGAUUAGAGGAGACAUUUAAGAGCCGGUAGCUGAGAUCGCGGUUGUUUUGAGAUAAGCUUUGUUAAGAGAUAGAGAAGUGUUUGAUAGGAAAUGGAACAAUUUUUGUGAGCAUAUUGGUGAAUUUAGCCGCAAAAAAGUGGAUCAAUAUACAGCGUGUUCGAAGAUAUUGAUAACAUAGGGAAUUUCUAAGAAAGCCUGUAUUCUAGCUAAAAAAAUAAAAAUGAUUGUCUUAAACAUUUUAAAAAGAACUUCAAUAUCAGUAAAACUUAAAUCCAUUUUUUGUAGCUAAAUUUGGAAUAUAUCGCCUACGUACGUAUUUAUAUAUAAAUUUAACUUUUUCAAGUCAGUGUCACACUCUAUUAUAAUAAUAACACUAAAUAUGAAAAAAUAUAAGCAAAAUUUUAGACAACAAAAAAUAUAUACAAAGUCUACAUAAUUGGGCUUUGGAGAUUAAAAAAAAGAUACGCUUGGUAGUAAUGUGUUCAAAAGAAAUCAACUUUUAAAUUAACUUUUCUCUAUUUUUUUGUUAAACUCUAGAGAAAAAUCGAAAAUCCUCUGAAAGGACACACAGUUAUUUAUAAUUUAUGGUUUUACUCGCUUACUAUAGAACUUCUUUAGCCUCAGAGUUUAUGACAGAAAAAAAAACACCUUAUUAGAAACACUUGUUUUUGUUAUUAUCAAUUUAUUAGGUGUCAGAAGAAAUCUAAACAACAAUAUCUACUAAUAUUACGUAGCCCCGACUUUUGUAAUAUGUAAUAUCUAUUAAAUAAGAUUGUAAUUUGUACAGUAGUUCUAAUCCUGAAGGAAAUUAAAAAUAGAGUAAUGAAAAUGCAUAAAAAAGGCUGUUAAUGGUAAAAAUCCAACAAGUUUAAUUUUAAGUAAAUUGUUCGGCAAAAACCGAAAUUCUCUUAAUUGUUUUAAGUUAUUUCUAGAGCUAAAGGUACUUAUAUUUCCAAACAAACAUUUAUUUUUAGUUUUGUCCAACGAGAGAAUAUUUGACAGUGGCAGUUGUCUGUCAUUUUUACAUAUCUGUUGAAAUCAUUGUUUCUAUCGCUGGACAGACUUUAUAAACAAAUGUCAUGCAAAUUAUAUUUGUAUAUAUUCACAGUAUAUAGAUCUAAACAGUAAGUUCAUACAAUGUAUAUCUAGCUUUUCAGUCACUCGAGAUCACCCAUAUCUUGCAGUGUGUAUUAAAUAUUUACUAUUCUCAAGUCUUUUAAGACGCCUAAUUAAUUAAUUAACUCUGCAUAUUAGAUCUUUAUAUUGUGUUGAGUGUUAAAAUUAUACAAGUCGCUAAGAUAAUGUUUCUAAAGGAUUUGUGGUACCCCAAGAGAAUCAAUGGUGCAAAUACCGUACACAAAAAAAAUAUUUAGACGUCUAAAAACCGUUCCCGGCGUUUUACAGGGUGGCUCAAAAAUCCAUCUGUAAAGCCUGUAUUUUUUGAGCCACCGUUUAUAGAUAUAGGAUAGGUCGGUGGGUUCUGCACUCUUAAGACCUUCCCCCUUCUUUUUUGUACAUUAUAAAAGAAAAAAUGUGAUUGAGCUAGCUUAGUGUAUAAAAUUUAACUUAUUUAUAUUGUAAAUUUUUGAUUUUUUGACUGGUCACUGAGAUUUUCGAUAAAAUGUGUUUUAAUAUUUUUUCCUAGUUGUUCGGUCGCUUUUAUCGGGGAUACCGGUGACCACCCACCAGAAAAAAAUAUACGCUUCAAUUUUUAACUGUCUGGCUUCUGGUCGACCGAAUUUCGUGCGAUGAGCAAGUUUAUAAUCUUUAGAAUGUGGUGAAUAUAAGUAAAAUAGUAAUAUUAAAAAAAUAAUGCGAUAAUUCUCUAUACGGGUCUUUAACUGUAAAAUAAUAUUUAAAAGAAGAAAUCGUAAAAUCCCGCGCGAAGGCGUUAGGGUUUUUUUCAUUAGCAAAUCUAAAUGUGUAUAAUUUGUAUAUAAACUAGGUACAUAUGUGUAAGAAAUAAUGAAACAAAGAGACAAAAAAAGAAUAAAGAUGCUCGCGGGAUCUUAUCCGGUCCAGCUAUUAAACUAAAA